Messenger RNA from Ilex paraguariensis (yerba mate), 624 nucleotides. NCBI's taxonomy places the organism in Eukaryota, Viridiplantae, Streptophyta, Magnoliopsida, Aquifoliales, Aquifoliaceae. The record is from the annotation of a GenBank genome assembly.
AUGGUUAAGCAUAACAAUGUCGUGCCCAGUGGGCACUUCAGGAAGCACUGGCAGAACUAUGUGAAGACCUGGUUCAACCAACCUGCACGCAAAACCAGGAGAAGAAUCGCUAGACAAAAGAAGGCUGUGAAGAUUUUCCCUCGACCGACAACUGGUCCACUUCGUCCUAUUGUCCAUGGGCAGACAUUGAAGUAUAAUAUGAAAGUCAGGGCUGGUAGGGGAUUUUCUCUUGAGGAGCUUAAGGCAGCGGGGAUUCCAAAGAAACUUGCCCCUACUAUUGGCAUUGCAGUUGAUCAUCGUCGCAGAAACCGCUCCCUAGAGGGUCUCCAGACUAAUGUCCAGAGGUUGAAGACUUUCAAGGCCAAAUUAGUUGUCUUCCCAAGACGUGCUCGAAAGUUCAAGGCUGGUGAUUCUGCUCCCGAAGAAUUGGCAACGGCCACACAAGUCCAAGGUCCUUACAUGCCCAUUGCACGCGAGAAGCCAAGUGUUGAGCUUGUUAAGGUCACAGAUGAGAUGAAGUCAUUUAAGGCCUAUGACAAGCUGCGCGUGGAGCGGGUGAACAAGCGCCAUGUUGGUGUCAGGAUGAAGAAGGCUGCAGAAGCUGAGAAGGAAGAGAAGAAAUAG